This is a messenger RNA of Pocillopora damicornis (cauliflower coral), 2480 nucleotides long. Its product is annotated as recombining binding protein suppressor of hairless. NCBI's taxonomy places the organism in Eukaryota, Metazoa, Cnidaria, Anthozoa, Scleractinia, Pocilloporidae. Gene Ontology annotation, cellular component: nucleus. Gene Ontology annotation, molecular function: RNA polymerase II cis-regulatory region sequence-specific DNA binding; DNA-binding transcription activator activity, RNA polymerase II-specific. The record is from RefSeq and is a predicted model, not a curated record. Gene Ontology annotation, biological process: regulation of transcription by RNA polymerase II.
AUGUCAGAAUCUCAUGGACAGAGAUCGAUUUUUACAGCCGAUGGAACCACUCGUGACGGUUCACUUUUCACGACACAUGCAGGACUGAUACCUAGGGAUAUCGGACAUCGAUACACGAACGUAAAACGGCCUCGUAUAGAGAGUGGAAACUUCAAUUCUUCUGAGGUUUUCCCAUCGAGUGGAAUCGUACAACAGGCAGUGUAUCAUUCACCAAUUACAUCCACAAUCGCAGCAAGUUUACCAACACAGUCGGAGAGUACGUUUUCUAGAAGAGGUCCAUACCAAAGAGUGGCUGAUGGGUACUCAUCAACACCCAAACACAGACAUGAUGGAGUUCGAGUGGCUGCAGAACCUCGCAGUCUGGCCUUAGAGCUAGCAGCAAGUCACCCCAGUCCUCCAACCACCCCUUCCCCUCCCCCUGAAGAAGAUGAGGAAAAAGAGGAUUUUCACAAAGACCCUGCAGCAAUUCAACCAAGACUUUCAAAAGCUGCUAUGAACCAAUAUCUCACUGAUGUAGUGCAAAGGGAUGGUCAACAAACAGUUAUCAUUUUCCAUGCCAAGGUGGCACAAAAGUCAUAUGGCAAUGAAAAAAGGUUUUUCUGUCCUCCACCUUGUGUUUAUCUUGUGGGAGAAGGUUGGCAGUAUCGUAAGGCACUAAUGCCUCAAGUUCCAGAAGAAGAAGUAAUGCAUCAGCCAGUUGCAUUCAUUGGGAUUGGAAGCAAAAAUGAACAGGAAAUGCAGCAGCUUAUUAUUGAAGACAAGGGCUAUGGAGCUGCUAAAACUUUGUACAUAUCAGAUUCAGAUAAAAGAAAGCACUUUGAAUUGUCGCUGAAGUUACUAUAUCCCAAUGGUGACCAUGUUGGUACAUUCAAUUCAAAAAGAAUAAAGGUUAUCUCAAAGCCUUCUAAGAAAAAGCAGUCAUUAAAGAACGCUGAUUUAUGUAUCCAAUCAGGCUCUACAGUCGCUCUGUUUAAUCGCCUAAGAUCACAAACUGUCAGCACACGAUAUCUUCACGUCGAAAAUGGCACAUUUCAUGCAAGUAGCCAACAGUGGGGAGCGUUCACCAUCCAUUUAUUACAUGAUGAUGAAUCCGAGAGUGAAGAAUUUUCUGUCAGAGAAGGGUAUGUGCAUUAUGGCUCAACAGUCAAGCUGGUUUGCUCCGUAACAAAGAUGGCUCUUCCUAGACUGGUAAUACGAAAAGUCGACAAACAGACGGCUUUAUUAGACGCUGAUGAUCCAGUAUCACAACUUCAUAAGGUCGCCUUUUAUAUGAAAGAAACCGAGAGAAUGUACCUUUGUUUAUCCCAAGAAAGAAUUAUACAGUUUCAGGCCACGCCUUGUCCCAAAGAGCAAAAUAAGGAGAUGAUCAAUGAUGGAGCUUCUUGGACAAUAAUCAGCACAGAUAAAUCCGAGUACAGUUUUUACGAAGGAAAUGGUCCUGUGAGGUCUCCAAUCACGCCUGUCCCGAUUGUCAACAAUUUACAGCUGAAUGGCGGAGGAGAUGUGGCCAUGUUGGAGCUAACUGGAGAGCAUUUCACUGCAAACUUAAAAGUUUGGUUUGGAGAUGUUGAAGCAGAAACCAUGUACAGAUGUGGUGAGAGUCUGUUAUGUGUUGUUCCAGACAUCUCGGCCAUUCGUGGUGGAUGGCGGUUUGUCCGGCAACCCACUGAAGUCGCCGUCAGCCUCGUUCGCUCUGACGGAGUUAUCUAUCCUACAGGACUUACGUUCACCUAUACACCAGAGCCAGUGGAGAGACCUUCUUCUUCCAUAUCAGAAACGGUGUUACGAGCCGAUCUCUAAGAACAAUGAACCACACCGGGGGAAGAAAAGUCCCAGUUAUAUGAAGGGAAUUACUUGCGACUGUCCCACUAGGAGUCGGAAAGCAAACCUAGAAGAGCCAUUCAACCAACGCCUAUUCCUUCUGUUCGUCCAUUUUGAAAUUACGUUUUCAGAACGUUCAGCGACGUUGCAUUUAGCGGAACAGAUACACAACCUAUCGUACCAGAGUCACUCACGAACAAAAUUUUUAUCCCUUUAAAUAUGAAUGUAACAGUUGUAAAUACAGUCUUUUUAGUCAGCUGUGAAAGUACAUUGUAGGCACGGAGAAUUUUGCUGUAUUUCAAAGUACUGCAUAGCAAAUCGUGUCGCAUCCGAGCUAUAUUUAGGUAGGUUUUUGGCUCAAGUCAGUCAGUCGUCCUAAAACUAUCCUGAGGUCAGGAAAACUGUGCUUCGUGUAUUUUUUUUUUGACGUUCAUAAUUUAUUUUUGGAUUUAAAGUCAGAGUAAGUCAAGUUUUUGUCGUGCAUUUCAUGUGAGAGAGUACCUCAAUGAUUAGCCCCGCGUUGUUGUUCUUCAUCCGAUUCCAUCCAAUUUACGCAUGUCCAAAUUUCUGUCGCGUGACUUGACUGAUGGAAUAUUAACCAUUCAGGGUAUAACUACAAGCAGAGAAAUCUAUAGCUAAUAAAUAUAUUUACGUUUGAA